This is a messenger RNA of Dendrobium catenatum, 5980 nucleotides long. RefSeq names its product protein SCAR2. Gene Ontology annotation, biological process: actin cytoskeleton organization; positive regulation of Arp2/3 complex-mediated actin nucleation. NCBI's taxonomy places the organism in Eukaryota, Viridiplantae, Streptophyta, Magnoliopsida, Asparagales, Orchidaceae. The coding region runs from base 150 to 5462 and encodes 1770 amino acids. Gene Ontology annotation, cellular component: cytoskeleton. The transcript has 9 exons. Gene Ontology annotation, molecular function: protein kinase A regulatory subunit binding; Arp2/3 complex binding. The record is from RefSeq and is a predicted model, not a curated record.
GGACCGCAAACAUUUACAGAGAGAGAGGGAUGUCACAUUCUCUCUCCUUGGCUUGUCGUCGAGCUCGGUAACAGAGCUCUAAUGGUGGAGGCGUGAAAGCGGUCGUGGGUUGGCUUCUUCCUCGGUCGGGCUGACGGUGUGUUUGAGAGAUGCCGACAGUGAGGUACCAGAUAAGGAACGAGUACGGGCUAGCGGAUCCGGAAGUUUACCGGGCUGCUGACAAGGAUGACCCAGAAGCGCUUCUCGAGGGGGUGGCGAUGGCCGGUCUAGUCGGAGUGUUGAGACAGCUCGGAGAUCUCGCAGAGUUUGCUGCGGAGGUAUUUCAUAACUUACAUGAAGAAGUGAUGGCAACUUCUGCUAGAGGGCAUAGUCUGAUGCUGCGUGUUCUACAGCUGGAAGCAGAUUUUCCAUCAAUAGAGAAAGCCAUUCUCUCUGAAACUGAUCAUUCACAUUGUGCUUACAGUGCAGGUAUCGAUUGGCAUGCAAAUCUUAGAGUUGAACAGAAUUUAGUCGUUCAAGGAGAUAUGCCUCGUUUUAUAUUAGACUCAUAUGAAGAAUGCCGUGGUCCUCCACGGCUAUUCAUGCUAGACAAGUUUGAUGUUGCUGGUGCUGGAGCAUGCUUGACGAGGUACUCUAAUCCUUCCUUCUUUAAGACAGCGUCAGCCUUCUCGGAGAUGAUGGAAGAAGCACAAAGAGAGAAGAGAGCUCGAAAACCCAAGAAGAAAGGAUCUUAUUGGAGAAGUGGUGAGACAACGGCGUCAUUCUUUGCACCAAUUAUAGACUACUUUCAAUUUACAGCUUCUGAACCAGCGCCUGGGAAAUUUCCAGCAAAGAUUGUGAAGUUGAAACACAGGAAAUUGAGAGUUUCAGAUGUAAGCAGUAGAAAAAGCUAUAUGGAUGGUUUUCUUAAAGAAGAAUCAUUUGAGCAAAAUGAUUCCAAAAGCUCGUUACGUGGUUGCCCCAAUAAUAAAAUUAUAGAUGGGGCUCCAGAAAUGGGGAAAGUUCUAAAUGGCGGCGUAAAUAAUCCUUUACUGGUCAGACAAGAAUUUUUUCCCCAGUCCCUUAAAGAAGUGACUGGAAAAGUGCAGAAUCCAAAAAGAGGGGAUUUUUUAGAAACUCUGUCUGUAUCAUCUCGUGUUUCACAAAAAGUCUAUCCAAAUUCUCAAAAUGCUAAAGAAGCAUUGUUGAUGGAACUUGAAAAUGAAGUAAACAUCCAUGCUUUUGACAUUAGUUCCGAUGAAAUUGAUAUGAAUCCUCCACUCCAGCAGCUAGCAGGGCAGAACAACAAUUUGGCUGUUUCUGGAUUCCUAACAGAUGAUGAUCAUGAUAGUUACAGGUCUGAUGAUAUUGGGAGUGAGUUGGAAAAUUAUGUUGACGCCUUGAACAUCAUAGAAUCUGAAAUAGAAACAGAUCCUGAGAGCAGAGCUAAAUCAGAUCCAAGUCUCUUCAAACUUAAUUCUUCAGAGACGCAUUCUAAUAUCAAUGGACAACUUGAACUGCAACCUCGAUCUUGUAGAUCGGGUAUUGUUGGAAACUUUGAUACAUCAGUGAGUUUAGAAAAAAUGAAGGAUAGUCUGUCACAGUCAACUGUUUUGGUUGAGUUACCUGAUCAACAACUUAAGGUGGGAACUAUUUUUGAAGAAACUUCUAGUUUAGAAAUUAACCAUGGGGAAACAGGAAAAGUAGAAAGGAUGAGUGAAGAUAUAACAUUAGUUUCAUCAGCCUAUUUGACAUCUAAUGAAACGUGCUAUCAGAAACAACCCAAUGCUGCCAUGGUUGUUCCUAUAAGUAGAGAAGCUUUCACUAGUUAUUGCGUAACAGAUUCAGAUUUAAAGACCCAACCUAAUGUGGAGGAAGCACAAUCACUUGCUCUUCAUUCAGAUGAAGCUAUUUCUGGAAGUACAAAAAAUGCUCCUGUAAUUGAUGAACACGUUGAUUCCUCUUCUCCUUCUUGGCAAACAAAUCAUACUGUGGUUUUUCCCACAUUUAAAGAACGUGCUGAGAUUCCUACUGAUAUUUUUGAAGAAAUGAAUCCCGUAGAAUAUAGUGAAGACAGAAUUUCACUAAAUAUAACAGAUGAAGGAUAUAUGCAGUGCGCUUCAUCAGAAACUGAACAUGGUAUUUUACCUGAGAAGGCUCUUGCUGAAUGUUCCAAAGAUUUAUCAACCUUGGUUGAUGAUGGGAUAGGAAAGCCAUUAGAGGUGUUGGAGCCAGAUAAAAAUGAUUAUAUAUCUGGAAGUUCCUUGCCAACUAUACCCAUGGCUUCUACUGUUCUGGAAUCUCAAGAUUCGUCUUAUGAUUUGGAGAUUGAUAUUCAGUCAGAAGGUUUAGCCAUGAAAAUUUCCCCAAAUUACAUGGAGGGCAAAUUUGAAGAAAGCAAGCAGUUAAACUCUAGCGUUCUAUUCCCUGCUGGGUCAGAUAAACUACAUUUAGUAGGAAGUAUUGACCGUGGAUCUUAUGGAUCCACUCAAACCUCUGAAAAUGUCGAUGAUAAUUUAGCAUACAUAUCUGAUGAAAGAGAUUCCCCUCAUGGAAGCCGAAAUAACUCAGGGACAGGUCUAUUAUCAGGUUAUACUGAAAAAAAAAUGUCUAAUGAUUUGAUCAACACAUUGGAGACAUCCGAAUCUCCACAAACCCAAGCAGAAAGUUCUCUUAUGGAGGUUUGUUCCGUUUCUGGUAAAGAUUCUUUGCACGAUUCAGUGGAAAAAGACAAUGAAGCCAACUCUGUUGAGAAUCUAUCACCAAAAAGUUCUGACUUUGCUCUUGGGAUUGUUUCUUCCAUUCUGAAAUAUGAAAGUUUUGCUAAUGAAAAUGGGAAUAUUUCUGCAACUCAGGAGGAAUUUGUGCAUGUCUCACCAACCAUUCCAUAUGAGAUAGAGCAUUUUCCUGCUGUAGAUGAGCCACAGGAAUCUUCCAGCGUGGUUAUGCUAAAAACCCUGCCAUCUAGUUGCAGAGAAGAUCCUGAUGCCAAUCAAUUGCACCGUGAAGAAUCAGAGUUGUUGGAGACAAAUGGAGAAGAACGUGUUUGUGAUGGAUUGGAAUUCGCAAAUGAUUCUACUAAGCUUAGUGCUCAGCAUGAUGUGCUGCUGCUUGGUGACAGCAAAAAUAAUUCAGUGACUGGGAAUGGUAUCACUAAAGACAGUAUAAAUGACCAGGUUCUAAAUGUGCAAGAAUCUACAAAAGUAACCACUUUUGAUGUUCUGUUACAAGAAGAUCCACUUUCAGAGGAUGAUACGCUGCAUCAGCCUUAUUCUGAUGUCAAAGAGCCAUACAUUACAAGUGAUUCUACAUCUUUGCAGUCUGAAAACAAAUCUUAUUUGUUGUUUACUGAGAACGAGGAAAUAGAAAUGUUUUUUAAUUCAGUAUCGAGAAGGCCUUCAUCUACUCUAGACUUGUCAAACUCAUCUGAAGCUAAAUUAGUUGAUGUUAAUGAGGUUAAAUUAUGCUCGAGAGAAAAUGACCAACAUUCUGAUUCAAAAUCUGAGAAUGUUAUCAUUAAAGAUGAUACUGCUGAUGGUGAGGUUCUUUCCCUGUUACAAUCUUCAAAUGUAUGCAACUUUGAUGUGCAGUUUCAAGAAGAUCCAGUUUCUGAGGAUGCUGACUUGAAUCCCAAUAAGCCAGUGCUUGAAAAUUUGAAUGGUGCAAAUUCUGAUUCAAAAUUUAGCAUUGUCACUCAAGAUGGGACUGAUGGAGGGAUUCUAUGCUCGUCAGAAUCUUCAAAUUUAUACAGCUUUGAUGUACACAUUCAAGAAGAUUCAGUAUCUGAGGAUGUUUACUUGAAUCAGCGUAAACCCGAGAUUCAAGAGCCAUCUAUUGCAAGUGACUUAACAUCCUUGAAUUUUGAAAACAAGUUGCUUGCACCUCUUUGUGAGAAUGCAGACCAGAAUGCUGUCGGUAUAGUUUCAAGCUCUCAAUUACAAGAUCAAAAUUUGUCCAACUUGACAUAUGUUAAGUUAAAUGAUCAGUAUUUUGAUGAUAUUUACAUGGAAGAGAGUUUGAAAUCCUCCAGAGAAGAUGAGCAACAUUCAGAUUCAGAUUCUUCCAUGCAGCAUUUUCAGGCUGAGGCAGAAAGUCUAGAAGUCCCAUCUGAGAAAGCUUCUGUAUCCCAAGCAGGUGAUGAACCAACUACAGAACCUUUAUAUAGAGUGCUGGAGAAUAUUGAACCUUCUUCCAUACAAUUGGAUGAAGUUUCCUCCGAUGAACCUACUACUAUCUCGUAUAACUUGGAACAUGAAGGGUUAUUUUCAGAACCAAUCCCUGAGACUUUGCUUAAGCAUAAAUGCAUGAAUGAGUUGAGCAUUCCUUCAUCAAAGGCGUCUGAUCAUGAACAAAAAGAGACACAUAUAUCUGUUUCAUUUGAAGGUGUUUCUGAAUACCCUGGGAGCUCUAUGGAUUCUGAAGCUUUGGCUUCAGGAUCUACAUUUGGCAUCCAGGAAACUCUCAACGCAUCGACAGACGAAACGAUCUGCAGCUUCCCAAUACAAGAAGACAUUGAAGAAACACCUCCCUUACCACCACUUCCCCCUAUGCAGUGGAGAAUGGGUAAACCUCAACUGGGAUCUCUAAUUACAUUUGAACCUCAACCUGUGAUGAAAAUGCAUAUAAAUCCUUUUCCAGGUUCCAGAGAAAAAAUGAAUCACCAUGCAGGCUCCUUUGUGACACCUUUAGCUUUUGAAGAGAGUUUUCAGAAUGCAGGCCUUUCCUUGUUGGCUUCAUCUAAAGAAGAUGAAAAGCAUUCACAUGGUAAUAUCACAAUAAAUGAAGAGAACCCAAUCACUGAUGCUCUAUCGCUCAAGGAUGUGAUUCCCCAAGAUCAGGACCUUUUGGUACUAGGCAACCCUCAGUCUAUAAAAGAAAGGAGGCCAAAGCUGGUCAAGUUGUUACCAGGCUUGGAGUUGGAAAGAUCACUAGAAGCCCCUGUUAUUGAUAGAGAUGCAAAUCCACCUUUUAGCUCAUUCACGUUCAUGCCAACUGCAGGAGAUGCUAUGUAUCAAUAUGGCUAUGGAGAUUAUCAAAAUUUGUCAUCACCAUUUCCAGUUGCACUUCAGAGCAUUCCUCACUAUGCUUAUCAUAUGUUUUUAAGGGAAGGAAGUUCAUCUGCUAUGUAUGAUAUGUUACAAGAUAUGGAAGGUGACAAACCAAGUGAAAAACAGCAUUCCAUUCUAAACAGGCCCAGAGAUCCUCUCAUGGAGGCUGUUGCCGCUCAUGAUAAAAGCACGUUGAGGAAGGUAUCAGAACUUGAUCGGGCAUUAAUGAAACCAAAGGAAGAUGAAAAGAACCAUUUGCUUGAGCAGAUAAAAACUAAGUCCCUCAACCUGAAGCCAGCAACUUCAAAGGCCAACAUGGCCAAAGCUCCUUCAACAAACCUGAAGGUUGCUGCAAUUCUAGAAAAAGCAAAUGCAAUCCGGCAGGCUUGUGCGGGAAGUGAUGAAGAUGAUGAUGAUAAUUGGAAUGACUCGUGAGGUGCAUCAUUGCUUGAAACCUUAUGCUAAGAUUUCUUUUGAAACGGUUUUCUUAAUGCUUCUUAAAACAGUUUUUUAGUUUAAAAAUUAAAAUUUUUAUACUAGAAAGCUGCUUUAAGAAGCAAUAAAAAAAUCGUUCCAAAGAAAGCCUGAUUCUCCACGAAGCUGCUCAUCCAUCCAAUGCCAUCUAUCAGUCAAAAGCUGAUUCAGCAAUUUGGCGAGCUGUUGGAGAUGCUCUAGAAUUUGAAGAAAUCUUCCUCGAGCCUGACAAGCCAGCCAAAUAUUUAAAAAAGAGGUUUUUGUCUUCCUGCAUAUUGUAUCUAGUCAUGUAUAAUCUUGCCUUCUAUCCUUCUUUUGCCAAAUGUAAUAUCAUAUAUAGUAAGUCUGCCUCACCACUCCAGCCAAGAUAGAAAUGGAUCGAUCUUGGUCACCGUGUAACUACAAUUAAUUUGUGAAAUUUUGUUGUUUAGAUUCCUGAAGAGGUAGAAGAAAAUGUCUUAACUCUUCUUCUUGACAAA